This is a messenger RNA of Mandrillus leucophaeus (drill), 4006 nucleotides long. RefSeq names its product MACRO domain containing 2 (gene MACROD2). The record is from RefSeq and is a predicted model, not a curated record. The coding region runs from base 129 to 701 and encodes 190 amino acids. NCBI's taxonomy places the organism in Eukaryota, Metazoa, Chordata, Mammalia, Primates, Cercopithecidae. The transcript has 10 exons.
CGAACGAGCCUGCUGCAGUCAUUGCCCUCAGCACCAUUAAGGAAUGGCUUGCCAAGAAUCACCAUGAGGUGGAUCGGAUCAUUUUCUGUGUCUUCUUAGAAGUUGACUUCAAAAUCUACAAAAAGAAAAUGAGUGAAUUUUUCUCUGUAGAUGAUAAUAAUGAAGAAGAAGAGGAUGUCGAAAUGAAAGAAGAUUCAGAUGAGAAUGGUCCAGAGGAAAAGCAAAGUGUGGAAGAAAUGGAAGGACAGAGCCAAGAUGCAGAUGGUGUCAACACUGUCACGGUGCCUGGCCCCGCUUCUGAAGAGGCAGUGGAAGACUGUAAAGAUGAAGAUUCUGCAAAGGAUGACAAUAUUACAAAAGGCGGCGAAGUGACAGAUCAUUCUGUGUGUGACCAAGAUCAUCCCGAUGGACAAGAGAAUGAUUCAACGAAGAAUGAAAUAAAAAUUGAAACAGAAUCCCAGAGCUCAUAUAUGGAAACAGAAGAACUUGCAUCAAACCAAGAAGAUGCCGUGAUUGUGGAGAAAACAGAAGUGAUUCCAUUAACAGAUGACCAAGAAGAAAAAGAAGGUGAAAAAGCUCCAGGCGAGGACACACCUAGAGUGCCUGGGAAAAGUGAAGGCUCCAAUGACCUAGAAAAUACUCCAGGUCCUGAUGCAGGGGCACAAGAUGAAGCGAAGGAACAAAGAAAUGGAACUAAAUGACAAUCCUCGGUAUCGCAAGGCCUCUCCUGGCUCUGGGGGAGUUCGGGAAGAUAGCAGCACACGCUGUGGAGGAGGGUGGGGGUGGGGGGAAGGCAAGUCCCACAGAAGGACGGGGAAUCCUUUACUCUAAUUUCUCCAGCUGCAUUUUGUUCCGUUUAUCUGCAGAAAAAGAAAGAAAAAAAGAAAAAAAAUUCCUUUAAUUUGGUGGAGGGAUCCACGUUAACGCAUCUUUCAGGCAUUAUCCUUGUAAUCUCUGUCUUUUCUCUUACAACUUGGCCCCAGGGUCACAGUGGCUUGGUUGAACAAUCACAUGUGUAUCCUGGCCCCGUCUGCUUUCUUGGUUAUUUCACAAAGCUGGUCACACAGUGGUGUAUUCAAAGGAAGGGGAGGAAGACAGUUGUUUAAUGAGCUGCAGGCUACAUUUUAGGAAUCAAUGGGCCCAGCAGCAGUAUAAUCCCCAGACAGAGGAGGCAGGAUAGAAAAUGGGCAAAAGCCUUGGAAACCACUUGGAAAAGGUCUGGACAGUGAGGUGAAAAUAUUUUCUUCAGGGAUUCCCAAGGCACAGUUUAUUCCAAGUGGCUAAUGAGAAAUAUGGAAGGUGAAUUUUUUCCAGAGCAGAGUGCAGAGGCAUAACAGAAGGGUGGGCCCUGGCAGCCAUCUGGGUCUCUUCCUUCCUAACCAGGGUGGCAGGUGCAUCCUUCUUUCGCAUUGACUUUCAGCAGAGCUUACUUGGUUCACGAGGUCUUCACAUGGAGACCACCAGUGAGAGGUGACUCUUCGCCAGAUAACUGUAAAGGAUGGCCCUUUGCUAGGUGUUGCAGUUAAAAGCUAAGACAAGGGGCACUGCAUUUAGGACCCAAACAUACGCCUAUGAAUAUCAAAAGCUCCUCCUGAAAUCUCUGUAUGUUUUCCAUAAAAGAACAUCCUGUCUUCACCCAGGGCUUGACAGCCCACAGAGUAGUCUCAUUUGAAAUUACAGGAAAUUAGAGUUUUUGCUUGCAGUUCUGUCUUCCUGGUCUGUGUUUAAAUGGUGUCACUUGUUUAUGCCAAGUUCAAGGCUGAUUUGAUGGUUGUUCCCCUCACCCAGAAAACCCUGAAGGGGAGGAUACAGCCCUGAAGGGGAACAGCAGUACUAAAAACCCAAGAUGCCAGUGGGCACAAGGGAUGGCGAUCUUGAGGAGGCCAGGUGUCGUCACCGGUAUCUAUCCUAGAGCCAGUAUAAGGCCAGACGCCUACUUCCCACAGCCUCCCCGGGUUCCAAAGUCAUGUCAUUGUUUUCAGUGGAAACAUAUCGUUUGUUUCAUAUCUUCUUAAAUCCAUCUUCCUUAUAAGGGCUUUAGAGUUAAAACUUAUUUAUAUUGUUUUUCCUAACAGAGGGAGAAAAAGAGUGGAUUGAGUAUUAUUUCUAAAAUAAAAGGAUGCUCUGUUUUCUAAAUAUUCCAUCAAAUUCUUCAGUUUUGUACUUUUUCGAUGGAAAAUUCAUCUUCUUAUCUUCCUAUGACUUUAGUUUUAGCCUUUCUGAAUUUGUUACCCCUUCUGGAUGGCUUAUUUGAUAUACUGGAAUAGUUAACAAGUUAUACUUCAGCAUACGCCAUAUAUUCUAACAAAACUUUUUUAAAUAAAAUGAAGACAUCAGCAAGAAUGACAUUUACGUGACCUCAUAAUGUGGGAUUAUGGCCUUCUGUUGCUAUUCCAGUUUGAUAUGGAAGCAUCUAUAUCCUCUAUUGCCAUUAGAUGUUGCUUUUUGGAAAAGCAAAGAAAAGGCUCAUUUUAAGGAAUCCAAGAAAUGAUGUCAUCCAAAUAUUGACAGUUUCUAUAUUUCACGCCAUCUUUAUAACUCAGUUGAAAGUUGCCAUCAUUCUUGUGAAGUGUUUGACAAGUACAAUCUGCUAGAAGCUCGUUUUUCUCGUGACUCCCAAAUGUUAGUGCUACUCAGCCUCAGUAAUGAGUUACAGUUGAAAAAAACAUGAGGGAAACAGAGGGACAGAGAUUUUCUAAUGAACAAUGAUGGAAGAGACCUAAUGUCCUCGCUAGAAACAGCCAGGAUGGGAAUUAUCCAGCCCUGGCAUUCUCCUUAUCAUCAAUGACAGUCAUUUAAUUCAUUUAUUUUAAAUUGGGUGGGGUAGAAGUGGAAGGAGGGAAUUAUCUGCCUAAAAAUUCUAGAAGAAUGAAAGUAAUCUUUGUAUCUAGGAAGCUAAGAGAAUAAGGAAUAAAUAUCUUCAGCCCCACUCCUGAAUUUGAUUUAUCUUCAAUCUGUAAUUAGAUUGUGUUUUCAUUUUUGCUUCGUCAUGCUUGUUGGUUGCUAUUUGGCUACACAGUUUUAUGCUUUAAAACAAAUGAUAAAGUUAAUUUCCAAUUCAAUAGUGAAAUAUUAACAAUCUAACUAUAGCCAGAUCAAAGACACCUGAACACAGAAAACCUUCAUUUGCUGGUGCUGCCAUUGGCUGGCUGUACAAUGGAAUAGAUUUGAAAAGCUGAUUGAUUUUCCUGCACAUAAAUUCUGGAUGUCAAUUUCCAACCAAACUCCAAUCCAGCUAUGUGGCAUGAAGGGUUACAGGAAGGAGGGAGGAAAAUAACCCUAUGUUAGUCAUGUUUGCAUACAGAGGACCAAAGUAGGCCUUCAACAUAAUAGUUCUAAUUAAAAUGGUCCUCGCUGUAGGAGAGACAAAGGGGCUUUUCCUCUAGCUGGUAACUAUUCAGAUGAUGGACAAGUCUUCUUUCAUAAAAAAUUACAAAGAAGGCAUCCGAAUCACUGUCUGUGAUACUGGGUCACAUAUUAAUCACCGCAGCUAAUUGUAAAUCUUUCUAUGAAACACUGAAAAGCCUCUUUGUGAAUUAAUACAGUUCUGCUUGAUGCACUUGAUUUGAAAAGACAUUUCUCUGUAUGUGGUGCAUGUCGGCUUUGCUUUGAAAAAUAACAAAGUUAGCAGAAUAUGUUCAAUAUAUUUUCUUGGGGAAUAGGGUUUUUAUUACAUGAUUCAUUAAGGAUUUGCCUUACCCUGACAUUUGUGAUAUAAAGGAAAAUCAGAAAAAAAGUAAUUUUCUUGAUCAAGGUAUGUUUUUACUUAACGCAAAUAAAUGUAGUCUGUUGCUUGCAAGGAAAAAAAAAUGGCUUCUGAUAUCUGGUAUAAACUGCUAAAUAGGAUAAUACGUGCCUCUUUUGUUAAACCAGCAUUUAAAUGCUGGACUGCUUCUAAAUCUGUUUGUUUCUUUUCAUCUGUGCCAUACACUAAAAAACAACUGUUGCCUUCAUACUAUAUUUGUUAGAGCAGAAUACAAAUAAAAUUUGAGAGGAUAAUGUGAAA